This is a messenger RNA of Budorcas taxicolor (takin), 2290 nucleotides long. RefSeq names its product aminoadipate aminotransferase (gene AADAT). The transcript is spliced from 13 exons. NCBI's taxonomy places the organism in Eukaryota, Metazoa, Chordata, Mammalia, Artiodactyla, Bovidae. Gene Ontology annotation, molecular function: L-kynurenine:2-oxoglutarate transaminase activity; pyridoxal phosphate binding. Gene Ontology annotation, biological process: biosynthetic process. The record is from RefSeq and is a predicted model, not a curated record. Bases 166 to 1443 code for a protein of 425 amino acids.
UUGGCCAGGCCCGCCACCCGCCGGCCGAGUUCUAACCAGGCCCGAGCGCAGCCUGCAGCCGGAACUCCGGCCCUGCACGCCAGAAACCAAUACCCAGAGGAAGUGCCUUUCUCGGGCGAGGGUUAGGCGGCCGGACUGAGGAAAACCUCCAGUCCGAGAAGGAGAAUGAAUUACGCCCGGUUCAUCACCGCCACGAGCGCGGCCAGAAAGCCUUCUAAUAUCCGAGUCAUCACUGAAAUGUUGAGCACUGCACCGAAAUCUGUCAUCUCCUUGGCAACCGGGGCACCAAACCCCAGCACGUUCCCUUUCAAGACUGCGGUCGUCACCAUAGAAAAUGGAAAACCCAUCCAAUUUAAUGAACAGAUGAUGAAGAGAGCGCUGCAGUAUUCUCAGAGUGCUGGAAUCCCAGAGCUGUUAUCCUGGCUAAAACAGUUACAAGUAAAAUUGCAUAAUCCGCCCACCAUCCAUUAUGCACCCAGCCAAGGACAGAUGGACAUGUGUGUCACAUGUGGCAGCCAAGAAGGUCUCUGUAAGGUGUUUGAAAUGAUCGUUAAUCCUGGAGAUAAUAUCCUUGUAAAUGAACCUAUUUAUUCAGGAACAAUUCAUGCUCUGCAACCCCUGGGCUGCAACAUGAUUAAUGUUUCCAGUGAUGAGCACGGGAUUAUCCCAGACUCCCUCAGAGAAACACUUUCCAGAUGGGAGCCAGAAGAUUCAAAGGACCCCGAGAAAAACAGCCCCAAAUUUCUUUACACUGUCCCAAAUGGCAACAACCCUGCUGGGAACUCAUUAACAGCUGAGCGCAAAAGGGAAAUCUAUGAGCUUGCAAGAAAAUAUGAUUUCCUCAUCAUAGAAGAUGAUCCUUACUAUUUUAUGCAGUUCAACAAGCCCUCGGCACCGACAUUUCUCUCCAUGGACGUGGAUGGGCGUGUCAUCCGAGCUGACUCUUUUUCCAAAGUCCUGUCCUCGGGGUUGAGAAUAGGGUUUAUAACUGGUCCAAAGCCCUUGAUUGAGAGAAUUGUUUUACACAUACAAGUUUCAACAAUGCACCCCAGCACUUUUGCUCAGCUCCUGGUGUCACACCUUCUAUACCAAUGGGGAGAAGAGGGCUUCCUGGCUCAUGUAGACAGGAUUAUCGAUUUCUACAGGGAGCAGCGGGAUGCAUUACUGGCAGCAGCAGACAAGUGGUUAAGUGGUUUGGCAGAAUGGCAUGUUCCUACUGCAGGAAUGUUUCUGUGGGUUAAAAUUAAGGGCAUUCAUGAUGUAAGAAAAUUGAUUGAAGAAAAAGCCUUUAAGAAAGAGAUAUUCAUUCUUCCGGGAUGGGAUUUCUACCUUGAUAGUUCAGCUCCUUGCCCCUACUUCAGAGCAUCCUUCUCUUCAGCUUCUCCAGAACAGAUGGACUUGGCCUUUCAGAGACUGGCCCAACUUAUAAAAGAAUCUUUAUGAAGAAAUCAAACUCUUCAUAGCACUCAUGGAUUUCAGAUAAAUUAUUUCUGUAUUUCAGCAAGAAGAAACAAUCAUUGGUGCUAGAUUUACAGAUAAGGUUUCACUAAAUAGGUCAUGCCUGCAGUAAUUUAACUACACAGCUUUCAAAGUGCCCUUGAACCCAUCAGAUCUCCAAAAUAUAAUUCAUCCAUAGCUUAUGAUAAAUAUUCAACCCACACAGUUAAUUUUAUCCUGGAUUUUAUUGUAAAGAAGUCUGUAUUCACUUUAUAAUUUCCCAUAAAUCUUCUUUGAAACUGACAUUUAAUAGUAAAUUAUUUAUAAGCCAAUAAGUUAAAAAUGGCAUAUAAUGUGAACUUUGUCUCUUUUUAAGGAAAUGUUAUGAAAGCUUCCACCUGGAGCAGUAGUAAAAGAAUCUGCCCACCAAUUCAGGAGACUCAGGUUCAAUCCCUGGGUUGGGGAGAUCCCCUGGAGUAGGAAAUGGUAACCCACUCCAGUAUUCUUACUGGGAAAUCCCAUGGACAGAGAAGCCUUGCGGGUUACAGUCCAUGGGGUCACAAAGAGUCUGACAUGACUGAGCACUCACUCACUCAGUGAAAGCUUACUGCAAAAGUUGUUAGCAUUUGACCAUUGUGCAUAAUUUUCAGUAAGAGUGUCACAGACAUUAUAUAAUAUAAAAAUCUCUAUAACAUGAAAUUCCAAAACUAAACAUACCUAAAGAUGUUCCUAUUAAUUCUGAGGAGAGACUGAGGACUUUGAAAAACGUUCUACAUUGUAGUUUAUAAUUCUACACACCUUCAAAAACACAUUCUUACCAGUUAUGUGAUUCCAAGCUACUACAGAUCUUUGA